Molecule: messenger RNA, 2518 nt
Organism: Labeo rohita (rohu)
Lineage: Eukaryota; Metazoa; Chordata; Actinopteri; Cypriniformes; Cyprinidae
Exons: 9
Coding region: 199-1293 (364 amino acids)
Biological process (GO): interleukin-15-mediated signaling pathway; positive regulation of ERK1 and ERK2 cascade; T cell activation
Cellular component (GO): membrane raft; external side of plasma membrane
Molecular function (GO): protein tyrosine kinase binding; MHC class II protein binding
Source: RefSeq, a predicted model, not a curated record
GAAUGACUGCAGGUUAAAACUGCCUGAACUGAUCUCAGUUCUCACACUUCUCCAUUAUGACUGACAUUGUGUCACUAAAUAGCAGCAUUUAAACACUCAGUCAGAUCAGAGGAAGUGAACAAACACAGGAAGGGUGGAUAGUUUUUAAAGAAAGAGUUGUGAGCAUAUAAUGAAGAGGAAGACUGACAGAAAGAGAAAAUGGCUGAUAAGUGUCAUUUGUGUCUGCUGGGACUGAUCAUUCUCUCUUCACUUCUCACAGGUACCAGUGGAGUGGAUGAUGCUCAUGUGUUCAUCAGUUCUGGUGAAAAUGUCCGUCUGCCCUGUAAUAAUGAUCUUCAUGACUGCAAAUCAGCUACGUGGAAUUAUAACAGAUUCAGACAUUCAGCAGCAGUUGAACUGAUUGGUUCAGGGAUAAAGAAGAAUAACACAGAGAGUCAUGAGAGACUGAGUCUGGGGUCUGACUGCUCUCUGAACAUCAAGAACGUCACAAAAGAAGAUUAUGGAUUUUACAGCUGCCAACAAUGGUCAGAUGUGAAUGGACGACACCAAAAACAAGGAACUGAUAUAUUUGUUCAUCUACAUGUUCUUUAUGUCUCUUCAUCAUCCUCACAGACUGAGAUCAGUGCAGGCAGCUCUGUGACUCUCUACUGUCAGUUGUAUUCAUAUUCACAUAGUAUACUCUCUUGUGAUAAUUGGAUCCGUUCUAAGGGAAUUCAGCUGUUCUGGGUGAAUCAGGCUGGUGUUAAACUGACAAUAUCAGACUCCAGAUAUCAGGAAUCAGUUCCAGGCUACUGUAUCAUCACUGUGAAUACAACACUCCUGAAUGAAGAUGACAACAGAGAGUGGAGAUGUGAAGUUACUCACAGAAAUCAAGUCAAGACCUCAGUCACAUAUACUGUCAAGAGUUCAGCUCAAUAUAAAACGACAGCAGUGAUUUCAGUCCACACCACAAACUCUCAGAAUUCCUUAACAACAAAAUCACCAGGAGCUACAGAUCAAGUGACAGUGAUUUCUAUUUCUGCUGCUGCAUUUGCUGUUUUUCUUCUUGUUGUUCUCUGGCUGAUCUGCAGAAAAAGAGCUGAUAAUAAAAGGGGGACUUAUGAGUCAGUGGUCAAAGGUGAGAAUGAAGAUAAAGGGACGUAUGAAACAAUCAACAUGUCCAUUCCUGCUGCUGCUAGAGACAAUGAGCAGACAGAUGAUGUGACUUAUUCUGAAGUCUCUUCUUCCAGUAAAAAGCCAGUAAAAUCACUCAAUGAUCAUAAUGAUACAGUGACUUACGCUGCCAUCAGAUGAACAGAAAAUGAGCCGCGGGAUGAACUUUACGCCUCUGUGAACAAGAACAAGAACAAAUAAACAUUAAUGACACAGAUCACUGCUGGAGCUCAUCAUAUCAGCAGCAGACAAUAUUCACAACUGUGGUGUUUGGAAGAAUUAGACAUUUGUGUGAACAAACAAAACUUUUUUUUUUAAUUUAUUUGUAAAACCUUUUAAAGCAAAGUGCUGUUAAAAAUAAUAAUAAAAAAAAUAUAUAUACUUUUUUCAGGAACCCCCAAAAAAAACAAACAAAAAAAAAACAUAUAUUUUAUCCCCCAGAAUGCGAUUUUUAACAGGGGAACCCCCUCGAAAUGCGAUUGGGCUACUUUUGAGGAGCAACUGGGCAGGUUUUGUUGUGUGUGCCAGUAAACCCUAAAUGUUCAAAGUCAUCCGCUAUCACUGUAGCUAAACUGAAUUACAAACAUAAACCUUAACUGAUGAAACAUUAAGUCAUUAAAGGAUUGUGACAAUAUAUGGUUUAUGUGUGUUUUCAAGUCUUCUCCAGGUAAUAAUUAAAGUAUAUGAAUGAUACAGUAGCAUUAAUUACAGUACAGAAGCUAAAUUAUAUUUUCUGCCUUAUUCUGUGAUAGAAAUGGAGAAAGUGUUUGUUUUAGUAUAAAUUAUUAUACUGAUUAUACAAUCAUAACCAUAAAAUUGUCAUUAGUAAAAUAUAGAACAAAAAUACUACAGAAGAAAAAUUAUUGUUUUGUCCAGCAGUGUAUUUUAUUUCUUAGCCAAUUCAAAGUAAGAGAUAAGAAAAGUUUGUUUUUAUAAUUACUUUUAAUUAUUAUUAUUAUUAUUAUUAUUAUUACAUUUGACAUGUCUGUCCUCCUCAGUGACAAUGUCCUAUAACAUAACUGAAUAUAAAACUUUAUUCUUUAUUUGGCAAAAUAUUUUGUGGCUCCACGUGAAUUUUAUUCAGUGGGAAAGGUUUGGUGUUGAAGGUUGCAGACCCCUGAAAUAAUGUAAUAAUAGUUAAUUUAACAACAUUAGAUGUAACACACAACCCUAAUGUACACAACUAAUCAGAAAAACAAAAAACAAACAAACAAAAAAAAGGUUCUUUUUUCACUUCCACUAACAGGAAAAAAUUACAGACUUUUACUGUUAAAACCAUGGUCAUUUUUUACAAUGUGCUCUUGCUUGCAGCAUGUAUAUUAGCUGUUUCUUUUGACAGUAAUUUGAUAAUUAUUUCAGUGUCUGU